Messenger RNA from Branchiostoma belcheri (Belcher's lancelet), 2287 nucleotides. RefSeq names its product U3 small nucleolar RNA-associated protein 4 homolog. Gene Ontology annotation, cellular component: small-subunit processome; t-UTP complex; 90S preribosome. The record is from RefSeq and is a predicted model, not a curated record. Gene Ontology annotation, molecular function: protein binding; RNA binding. Gene Ontology annotation, biological process: maturation of SSU-rRNA from tricistronic rRNA transcript (SSU-rRNA, 5.8S rRNA, LSU-rRNA). Bases 138 to 2186 code for a protein of 682 amino acids. NCBI's taxonomy places the organism in Eukaryota, Metazoa, Chordata, Leptocardii, Amphioxiformes, Branchiostomatidae. The transcript is spliced from 21 exons.
ACACAACAUGAACUUUGACACGCAGUGCAAGAAGCUUGAACGAGGCACCAACUUUUUCUGUCAAAAAGGGUAGGAAAAAACAAGAAAGGCUGAGAUUUUAGCGGAUUUUAGGAAGGAGGAUACAUCAUAAAGGUACCAUGGGAGAGUUAAAGCUCCAUGAUGUUCGGUUUUUCCGGUUCAUGCCUAAAGCCAUCCACAGUAUCGCUCACCAACACACUACCAACAGGGUGGCUGUCUCCAGGUCAGAUGGGUCCAUAGAAAUCUACAGCAUCAAUGACAACUGGUACCAGGAAAAGCUGAUAUGUGGAGAUGCAGGGAGGUCCGUAGAGGCCAUGGUUUGGGUCGGCCAGCGUCUCUUCUCUGCUGGUCUCCAUGGUGAUAUCAUCGAGUACGACAUGACCAAGCUCACACCAAAGUAUGCAGUGGACUCCUAUGGUGGAGCAGUGUGGUGUAUGGCAGCCAACAACUCACAGUCUACCAUUGCAGUAGGAAGUGAGGAUGGUUGUGUACGACUGUUUGAAGUCACGGAGGGGGAGCUGUCCUAUUCAAGAGCUUUUAAGAAGCAAGAAGAGAGGAUCCUGUCGCUAGCCUGGCACGAAAGUGGAGAGGUGUUAGUGACUGGGUCAUGUGAUAACAUCAGGGUGUGGGAUGUGGCCACAGGUCUUCCCACCUUAAGAAUAAAAGUUGAACGACUAGUGCGGACCAGAGAAACCAUAGUGUGGUGUGUGGCUAUCUUAAGAGACUUCACAAUAGUCAGUGGGGACUCACUAGGCAAAACCAGAUUCUGGAAUGGCAAACAUGGAACCCUUAUACAGAGUCAUCAUUGCCACAAAGCGGAUGUGCUGUCCAUGUGUGUUAGCAAGGAUGAGACGUUGGUGUGGACGGCCGGUGUGGACCCGAAGGCCAUCCGCUUUGAAAAGGUUGCUGGGAAGGAUGAGGGCAGCAGAGCGAGCUGGGUCCGCCACAAUGUCGCGAAGAGACACACACACGACGUCCGCGCUCUGGUCAACACAGGAGAAUACGUUGUGUCGGGAGGAGUUGAUAUGACUCUAGUGGCCAUGCCUGUCGGUAAGCUGGGGAAGCAAAGCAGGAACAUACUACCUUUCCCACAGAGAAGACUUGUGCAUGUUGCUGAGACAGCGCGGACGUUACUGUUCCAGUACCAGACUAGACUGGAACUGUGGCAGCUGGGAAACACUGCAGCUGUGUCAGGUAUGCCUGAUGCAAGACUGCCAAUCAACCAGGAGCCAGUGUCUCUACUGGACCUGAAAACAAAGAACAUGAAGCAGAUCGUGUGCAGUGCCGUCUCCGGGUGUGGCACCUGGGUUGCCUAUGGCAACGCCCAACAUGUCCGACUGUUCCAUUUGCCUAAAGAAGAGGGGGUGAAAGUAAAAGUACAGAGGGUGAGGUGCCUUCCCAUUGACCUACGACCUGCUCAUCACAUGAUCUUUACCCACAAUGCCUCAGGGCUGGUGACAGCGACCAAUCAGGGUGCAGUACAGUUUCUCCGUGUAGAUGCUGUACACCCUGUUCUAGUCCACACUUUUGUGCCUCCAGAAAGUGGAGCCCCUCCCACCCCUAUCAGUGCCCUGGCUGUGAGUAGUGACUCCCAGUGGAUAGCAGCAGCCCAUCUCGACUGUUCUGUUCACGUUUACAAUGUAAAGGCAAGGAAACACCAGUGCAGUCUUCCUAAACACCCCAGCCUGGUUUCUGCCAUGAACUUUCACCCCACAGAACCAUGGCUUAUGGUGGUCCAUGCCUCACAACAGUUUUUUGAGUACGAUGUUUUGGAGAGCGAGUACACGGACUGGAGUCGGACUGUUCAGCGUCAGGGGCUGCACCAGGAGUGGCUGAAAAGGUUGGAGGUUGUGACCCAGGUCGCGUACAAUCCCGCCAAUCCGACACAAAUCCUCCUCCAGGACCAGCGGAUGUUUUGUAUCAUAGAUAAGGACAAAAAGCUGCCGAGACCCGGGAGUCAGUUCUACAGCAGGGAGAAACUGAUGAGGAUGGACCCGGCUGUCAGGGAGGAGAACAGGCACGCCUUCGCUGUCUGCAGGGGAUAUCGGGCCCUUCUGCACGUGAGUUUCCUGGAGGACGGGGCAGAACUUGUGGCCGUGGAGCGACCAAUCAAGGCCGUCACUGACAAGCUGCCGCCAACCCUCAGUCAGAAGAGAUUUGGCACGUAACAACAGCAUAGCCAAAAACAUACAGGCCACACCUGCAUAGCCUCUACCAGGCUUGGGAGGUGGCUGGAAAGAGUAGAAAUUGGCCAAAUAGAGAGAUAACA